AUGAACAUGCUACGUGCCAUGGGCGGGUGUAUCGGUCUGGCUAUUUGUGCUGCAAUGCUAAGCUCUGAGCUUAACUCAGUUCUACCCACCAUACUGAGCCCGCAGCUUGUAGGUGUUGCCAAAGAGUCCUUGCGUGAAGGAAACGGGCUGAAUGCCAGCGAUUUGGCCCUCGUGCGACAGGUCUAUGGCAAGGGCUAUGAUAGGGGCUACCAAGUGAUGAUUGCAUUUGCGGGGGCAAAUGUGGUCGUCGCUGGACUGUUGGUUCUGAUAACAUACCGCCGCGGGGGUGUAGACAAGCUGGCGGAAGCUGCUCGGGCUUCAGAAACAGGGACUUAG
Aspergillus melleus is the source of this 336-nucleotide messenger RNA. RefSeq lists its product as uncharacterized. NCBI's taxonomy places the organism in Eukaryota, Fungi, Ascomycota, Eurotiomycetes, Eurotiales, Aspergillaceae. The record is from RefSeq and is a predicted model, not a curated record. The transcript has a single exon. The coding region runs from base 1 to 336 and encodes 111 amino acids.